Messenger RNA from Momordica charantia (bitter melon), 1253 nucleotides. RefSeq lists its product as uncharacterized. The record is from RefSeq and is a predicted model, not a curated record. Lineage: Eukaryota; Viridiplantae; Streptophyta; Magnoliopsida; Cucurbitales; Cucurbitaceae.
AAAGGAAGGCCGAAAAUCCGCGUCGGCGGCAGCAGAGAGAGACGUCGAAGGAAGAGCAUAUCGAGUGGACAAAAGCAACAAUAAUUCGCAACACAACACGAAACUGCGGCGAGAGACUGAGAAGGAGGCAUCGCUCCAUCAUUAUUAUCAUUUGUCAAUCUAUAUACCACAAGGAGCCACAACUUUUGUCGGCCAUCGCCAUGGCUUUGAAGCGAAGAAACAAUUGUCUUUGAAGAUCGGACGGAUCCAGUUCACGCCGGAGCAUGGAGGUUGAGGUAUCCGAUCCAAACUCGGAUACCGGCGAUAUUAGUAAGAGGAAGAAUUUGGAGAGCCCGACUGAUGAUCGAGUUCGUGUGAAGAAGAAGACCUUGCAGGCUGUGCUAGAGCAGUGCCAGAGAGCUCUCGAAUUGCUUAAUAACUCCAACGGUGUCGAUGAAAACGAGGGGAAUGAUGCGAGUGGCGAUGGGGAUGAAGAUGAUCAGCUCGGUGAAGCCGACGAGUUGUGUGAUCUUCUUAAAUCUAAAGUUGAAUGCCGUGACUUUCUAGAGAAGCUAGAGGAUGCUCAAGCGUCAGUUCCGCAAAAUACAUCUGAGGAAUGUAGUUCUUGGGAUGUGGUAAGCGAUGUGGAUCUAUGGGAAAGUGGUGAUGCUCUAGAUCAAGAUGGUUAUGUCGUUGUAAAGCAAGAGGAUAUAGUAGAUGGUAUUGCUUGCUUCAUGGCAGCAUAUUUGUUGUCCUUAAAGGAAACCAAGGAAUUGUCACCCAACCAGCUGCAGAAUGCCCUUUGCAAAACGUUCUCAGUGAAGAAGAGAAAAGGAAAACUCCGGAAGGCAUGGGAUGGGAGCAAGGUCAUUUAUAACGUGGCAUCUUGGGGAGCUACUGCAGUUGGGAUAUACCAGAACCCUGUUAUUCUAAACGCUGCAUCUAAAGCCUUCUGGACUUCCUGCCAAGUAAUCUCAAAGCUUCUCUAAUACACCUUGUGCUUUUCCCAUUGUAAAUAUUCUGCUCAAAUGCAGUAGUGGAAAAACAAUUUGUUGCUCUUUGGGUUUAUUCUUUCAUGCCUCAGAUUGAUUAAUUCCUUGGCAAAUGCACUCUUGUAAAUAUUUCUUCUGCUAGAAUCUUCUCAUUGGACAAAAUCUUCUGUAUUUAUGCCAAAAAAUAUUAUUUGUACUGAGUUUGUUCCAACAUGGAAGCAAGCAUUGCAGUAUAUAUGAAAAGUGCUUAUUGCUAGACAUUGUGCUUUCCAGCUUUCCAAA